AUGAAUUUCGAUCCAAAUAAAAUAUUUGAAAUAGAAAAAAAACUUGAAGAUGAUGGUUAUGUUCGUAUUCAAUUUACAAGUGAACAUUUGACAAAUGAUCAUCAUAUUAUGAUAAAUAUGGAAAAAUUUUUCAUUGAAUUUAUUGAAAAACUUGGUGGUCAAUGUUUAGAGCAUAAUGAAGAAAAAGAUUCUAUUGUUUGGCAUGUUCAACCAAUACAAAUAUCUUCUGAUGAAAAACAAAAAAAACUAGCAUGA
Messenger RNA from Rotaria sp. Silwood2, 255 nucleotides. Lineage: Eukaryota; Metazoa; Rotifera; Eurotatoria; Philodinida; Philodinidae. The record is from the annotation of a GenBank genome assembly.